Molecule: messenger RNA, 2062 nt
Organism: Daldinia decipiens
Lineage: Eukaryota; Fungi; Ascomycota; Sordariomycetes; Xylariales; Hypoxylaceae
Exons: 2
Coding region: 481-1728 (415 amino acids)
Source: RefSeq, a predicted model, not a curated record
UUAUAUCUUUAUGUCUCAUAUAGAGGGCGACGACUAAAAGAUACCUACUACCUGGUAUCUAUCUAUAAUGAUCUGGCCUGGUACUUUCAUCUUUACGUCUUAUUGUGAUUAUUAUAGAAAUAUAAACGAGAGAUCUUUAGAUAGGGCUGGCCUCGACCAUUCACGGCCCCUGUCGCGAGAGGGGGCUAUGUAAUAGUUGAACCUCUUACCAGUCAAAAACUGCAGAUCGCACUCCACGCUGUUGGCUAAGCAUCUACCCAACGCUCGCCGCGAGGCGCAAUAGACGUAGGGAUGACGCCGGUUUGAGUCAUCCGGUAUUACUACUACAUGAUAUAGGUAUUUGAUAGAAUACAAGAACACACGAACUCAAGUAUAUAGUUGGAUGGUUAUAAACUAACUAGGAAUUAUUAACAGUUGACUUUGACCUGCCAAUUUGUCUUACAACUCUCAACUUACCACUUUUCACCUUCAGUCUUCGAUAUGACAGAGAAAGACAAGAAGCCAAAGGAAGAAUGGCUAGAGGAAGACGGAGAGGGCGUUCUCUUCCCCUCGCCAGGGGAAAGUCCUCUCUUUGACGGCCCCGAGCUCCUCCGCCCGCACGAUAUCCGCGCUUUGGAAGAGGCGGAGAAGGUCGAGGCAAUCGUGCAAGACGACACGCUCGACGAGCCGGCCAAAAUCGACGCCAUCGCCGAGGUACGAAAUUGGUUCAGCGGUUCCACCGAGACCAUUGACGCUUUUCUCGCCGGCGACAUCGAUACCGAGACGGCCGUUACUAAGCUAGCUGUGCCUAUCGAGAAGGCGUAUUCGACGGCAGAUUAUGGUAGGGCGUAUUACCACGCGGAGAUGACGGCGCGGAGUCAGAGGCCGGUUUAUAGCCCGGAGAAGGCGCUUGAGUUGUGGGGUCCCGAAGAAGACUGGCCCGAACCCUCCCUCCCCGCCAACGAGAACGAGAACGAGACCGAGACCGAGAGCACAGAAGGGAGCACAGAAGGGCACCUCUGGUCCCUCUGGUACGCGAUCCUGCACGCAGCCAAGCGCAUCCCCUGGACCGACACCGUCGAACAAGAGCGGCUCCUCGCGCUCGUCCAAGCCCUCAAACAGCGUCCCGACCCGCCCCCUCCCUCCCCCAUGACCACCCCCCUAAAACGGAACUGGAUCUGGGAAGACGGCACGCUCUGGAGCACGCUCAGCAUGCUGGGCCCCAGCGCGCGCGAAGCCUGGAACGACUGCUGCGGCUGCGGCGCGGGGUGGACGGUGCCGGAGCAGCACGCGUGGACGAGCGUCAACGCGUUCGUCGCGCGGCUGGUCGCCAGCGGCACGAGCGGCGCGCUUGCGCUGUACGGGGACUGGGCGCUCGGCGAUGCAGUCGAGACGGUGCCGCGGAGCGCGGGGCUGCACGUCAAGGCGGCGGCGGCGACGCAGCUGGCGGUCAAAGUCACGGUGGCCUGCGUGUGGAUCCAGAUCGCGGGGCGGUACAUGUGGAAUCUGCGCACGGACGAGGGGGUGCCGCCGGACUUGAGGGUUGCAGAUCUGGGGGCGCGCGAGAACAAGCUGCCGUGGUACGGGCGGAAGAAGGGCGCGGAGGAGGCGAGGCGUUGUACGGUGCGGUGGGAUUUCUGGCGGAGGCGGCUGGAGCAGGAGGGGGAGAAUGGGGAGUUGCCGGAGGAGGUGAGGGAGUUGGCGAGGGGGUCGGCGGAGGUUAUUGGGAAGUUCUUUGAGGGUUACUGAGGAGGUUUGGGUGCGGUUGGGAUAUGUUGCUUGAGAUCUAAUGAGAUACCCUCUUUUCUCAUCGUGCCUAGGGCGGUGUUUUCAGCUUAUUACUUGGUUGUAUGAUAAGUUUAGGUACUUUGGAUAAUUACAUUUCGUGUAAGGCUACUACUGAAGUCGUACGUGUGAAAUACUGGCGGUGGUCUGAUGGGUAGGUCUUACACGGACAGGUUCUUAGAAUCUCGGGAGUAAACACUAAAAAGUACGAAGACUAGAAAAUAUUAGGAGUUUAACAUCUUUGAUAGUUUAACUACCCAAAUUAAUAGUCAAAAUCAAAUUGAUUAUAUGUUUUUAA